This is a messenger RNA of Fraxinus pennsylvanica, 1470 nucleotides long. Lineage: Eukaryota; Viridiplantae; Streptophyta; Magnoliopsida; Lamiales; Oleaceae. The record is from the annotation of a GenBank genome assembly.
AUGGCAGUGGCCACCAUUUAUUUGAAGGGUAAAUUGGGAAAGUACAAUUUUGGACCUACAACCAUCUCCCCAAAGUCAAUUGAGUAUUGUGUUUUUCUCACAAUAAACGACGUCAUUCAAUGUCAUGACAUCCCACUGAUGCAGAAAAUGAAAUUGAUUGACCAAGACUUUUCCUUUUUCAUUUUACAAUGCCAGAAGUUUCUUUGUAAGAUGGAUUUGGUUAAACAAUCCGGUGCUAUCCCAAGUAAAACUAGGUUAGCACGUACUUUCGCUAAGGUUUUGCACAUUCGAGCAUUGACAGGGAUAGCUCCGGAUGAUGGAAUCCGGAAGAUUGAGAAGAAAUCGAAUGAUCACUUGAAGAGUUCCCGGGUUCCAUCCUCCGAUGAAGAAGAUGAAUUGGUUCGGGUUAGGGUGGUUAAAGAAGCUUUUCUUGCUAAGCUGUUUGCUGGAAUAUCUGCUGUUAAAGCUGCAUAUGCAGAAUUCCAAUUUGCUCAAUCUCCUUAUGAUGCUGAUGGGAUUCAAUCUGCAGAUCAAAUGUUAGUGUUGGAACUAAAGAAUUUGUCUGAAUUGAAGCAAUGCUACUUGAAGAAACAGUUGGACACGCAGAGUCCAGAGAAGACUCUGGUUUUAGCAGAAAUUCAGGAGCAGAAGAGUCUGCUACAAACUUAUGAAAUUAUGAGUAAGAAGAUGGAUUCUCAGCUUAAACUCAAGGACUCUGAAAUAACUUUUCUUGAAGAGAAAUUGGCAGAAGUCAACACGGAUAAUAAGUUACUCCAGAAGAGAUUGAAUUCAAGUGGACAAUUAGGCAUGCCCGAGGAUAUUCAUUUCUCUGGCUUGAGUCUCAACCACUUCGUUACAUGUUAUAAGCAGACAGUAAAUUCAAUACGCGGAUUUGUCCGGUUGCUGAUUAGCAAAAUGGAGUCUGCAGGUUGGGAUUUGGAGGCUGCAGCCAGUUCAAUAGAACCCGGGGAGUCCUUGCCGGAGCAGAAGGAAAGACGAAGGCUAUUUUUCGACAGAUUCAUCGAGUUGAAAUCUGUUCGACCAGCGGAUUAUCUAGCCUGGAAGCCUAAAUCCGCGUUUGCAAUGUUUUCUCGUGCCAAAUACUUGAGACUAGUUCAUCCUAAGAUGGAAGCAUCCCUAUUUGACAAUUUGGAUCAGAGGAAUUUGGUGAGUUCUGGUGAAUGCCUGGAGACAACCUUCUUCUUGGCAUUUGCUGAGAUGGCUAAGCGCGUUUGGCUCCUCCACUGCCUAGCCUUAUCUUUCGACUACGAGGUAUCUAUCUUUCAAGUGACUAGGGGAGCUCGUUUUUCUGAAGUUUACAUGGAUAGCUUAAGCGAUGAAGCGUUCUUGUUGUCUGAUGGCACACCAGAAACUGAUCCUCGUGUGGCUUUCACUGUGGUUCCUGGGUUCAGAAUAGGUAAGACUGUUGUUCAAUGUCAGGUGUAUCUAAUGAAUCCGGCUUGCACAUGA